This is a messenger RNA of Prinia subflava (tawny-flanked prinia), 10776 nucleotides long. RefSeq names its product calcium responsive transcription factor (gene CARF). Gene Ontology annotation, biological process: regulation of transcription by RNA polymerase II. The record is from RefSeq and is a predicted model, not a curated record. Gene Ontology annotation, molecular function: DNA-binding transcription factor activity, RNA polymerase II-specific; RNA polymerase II cis-regulatory region sequence-specific DNA binding. Bases 149 to 2353 code for a protein of 734 amino acids. The transcript has 17 exons. NCBI's taxonomy places the organism in Eukaryota, Metazoa, Chordata, Aves, Passeriformes, Cisticolidae. Gene Ontology annotation, cellular component: nucleus.
CGCCCGCGGUCGCCGAAGCGGUGGGCUCCGCUUGGAGUCACUCGGGUUGUGUUUCUCUGCAUGUCAAGCGACACACCCACAAUAAACUGCCUGCUAGAAGUAAUAAACCCAGCGCGCGGUGGACUUAAAAAGAAGCUGUCACCUUGUAAUGGAAGAGAGUGGAGCUGACCAUGAUAUUGCUAUGGAAGGAGCUAACAAUUUAUUCAUAGGCAGCUGUAAUGGUAUAGAAGAGUUAGAAACAAAUGAUCAGGUUUUUCAGCAACGGACGUGCAUGGAUUCCCGGGAUCCAUUGUUUAUCCAGAGCAGCUCUCCCCCAGCCGUGCCCAUCACAGCCCCCGUGUCGGGCAGUCCGGCAUCGGCGGUGCCGCCGCAGCCGCGGGCCCGCUCUGCGGAGGAAUCGCACCCAGCAGAGCAGCCCCGGCAGCGCCUGUGCGAGCUGCAGCCCCUGGGAGCGCCCUGGGCGCCCAUGAUGAUUGUUGCCAGCCAGUCAGAAGAUGGACAGGUGCUGCAUGUCAUUCCUUCUGCCCAGCCAGGAGUGACCCAAGUGAUUAUUCCUCCAGGUCAGCUUCUGGAUGUGACCAGCCCACAGGAUGUUUUGGAAGAGAAGUGUGGUGAUGGGAACCUGCAAACUGUGGUAGUGGCUUCUAUAGCAGACAGUGCAAGCAGUUACAUUCUACAUCCCCAGGCAUCUCUCACCAUAUCAAAGAAAACAACCACCAGGGUAGUGGAAGAUUCUUUUCCCAUGCCUCUUCAGCCAUUGCCACUAAAUACACCUGCAUGGGCAUGCCAUCUCAGGAACUGUGAGAGAAUUGGGGACUCGUACCGCGGCUAUUGUGUGAGCGAGGCAGAGUUAGAGGGCGUUCUCACGCUCCACAAGCAGCAGACACAGAGCGUGUGGGGCACGCGCCAGUCUCCAAGCCCAGCCAAACCUGCCACACGGUUGAUGUGGAAAUCUCAGUAUGUCCCCUAUGAUGGGAUCCCCUUUGUCAAUGCAGGAAGCAGAGCCAUUGUAAUGGAGUGCCAGUAUGGGCCAAGGAGGAAAGGAUUUCAGCCCAAAAAAGCUGGUGAGCAGGAAAGCACCUCUGGCCAGCUGUACAAAGCCACUUGUCCAGCAAGGAUCUAUAUUAAAAAGGUUCAAAAGUUUCCAGAAUACAGGGUUCCUACUGACCCUAAAAUUGACAAGAAAAUCAUAAGAAUGGAGCAGGAGAAAGCAUUCAACAUGCUGAAGAAGAACUUGAUAGAUGCUGGUGGUGUCCUCAGGUGGUAUGUACAGUUACCUACUGAGCAAGCCCACCAAUAUCAUGAAACGGAGACUUCCUGCCUCCCUCCUUCACCAUCCCAUCUUUCUAUGUCUUCUCCUGAGGAGGAGGAGGAAGUUACUAGAGAUGAGAACAGCACUCUGCCUUCUCGACUUCAUCCUCAAGUGGCAGACAAGAUCCGAGAGCUGGUGUCUCAGGGAAUAGAGCAGGUCUAUGCAGUGAGGAAGCAACUAAGAAAGUAUGUGGAAAGGGAAUUGUUCACACCUGAUGAAGUGCCAGAAAGACAUAACCUGUCCUUCUUCCCCACUGUGAAUGACAUCAAGAACCACAUUCAUGAAGUGCAGAAGUCCCUCAGGAAUGGAGAGUUGGUGUAUAAUUCUGAAAGUAUCCCAGCAACGCUGCAGUGGACCACAGACAGUGGCAAUGUCCUCACAGAGACAGUGACUGUUGCGUUUGCCUCACCACCUUCAGACGGCACCGUAGGGAGCUCUGGAGUGGAGUCAGUCAUCACCAAAGCAGAAUCCAACCAGAGUGGGGAGUCCUUGACACCAGAAACAGCUCAGCUCUUGUCUUCACUCUCUUCACUUCAGCCCAAGAUAUUUGCACAACUUCAGGGAUUACAGCUGCAGUCAACAUUUACCUCGACAAACGGCUCAACAGCCCUGCUAGCUGUAAAUAACCAUUCCCCUCCCAGCCCUGCAAGUCUCCUGGAUUCCCUGGGGAGUGCAGUGAGCAGCCACUCUCUAGCACAGGGGCACAGUCUGCAGGCAGGGGCUGGCCUAGCACAGGACCGUGCUGCUGUGCCUGCUUUCGGGACUCUGCCUGGCUCUCAUCACAGCCUGGUUGCUGUGGGCCAGCUGGUGCCAGCUGAAGGGGUGGGGGACUCCAGGAGCCUGGAAGGAGGAGCACAUCAGAUUCUCUUGGGAGAUGUACAGACUGUUCCAGCAGGGAUAGUGGACAGCCAGCCAGCCCUGACUGAAGAAAACACAGAGGGUGUUGUUACCUGUGUGAGCCAAGUUAAACAAGAACCAAGAGAAAAAGCAUUGUCUAUGGAGACAGAUAAAAUCAGAGACUGCCACAGUUCCUCACCAUAGUUCUUCACCUUCACCUGUGAAGCCUGGAAGGAUUUUUCAAAUUGGAGAACUCUAAAUGUCUUGGAAGGAAAAGCAGGUGCUCUCAAAGUACUGCCAUUUUUAAAAAACUUGUACUAUGACAUUCAGACUAAGCACAUUUUAGAGUAGUUCAGAUAGAAAGCUGUUUUGGUUUGACUGAUGUGGCUCACUGCCAACUCCGUGUCAUUCAGUUGCCCCUGGAACACCACCUCUCUCUGUUUCAAGUUUUGAGUAAUUUGGAUUCUGUCCAAAUGGCCUAUUUUGUUCAUUGUUUCUGAAGGUCUUCCACAAUUUAAUUCCUUAGCUUUAGAAUGUGGAUCACAAUGCUGGGUUUGCAUUUUCCCCUUGGGACUCUUGACUCUUAUUGCACUACAGAGACCAUAGAAUGUGUCAGCUCCAAGAUCACAGAAUCCAACAGCGAAACUAUGAGUAUGGCAAUGGUUUUGUGACAAAAGGAAGGCCCAGGAUGCUAAACUUCAAAGUGAUAAAGGACAUGGAUGCUUAAGAAAAUGCAACUUUGACCUGAUCAUAAUGUUCAUGGUGUGAAGAUCAAGGAGAGGAAAGGUGAGGUUGCCAGGUGAAUGCUAAGGUGUAUGAUGAAGAAAAAGCGUGUGAAUUGUAAUGGUGAAUGUUUUUGACUUUGACAUCUUUCAGCUUAAGUUCUGCCUUUCUAAUGGGGUUCAUUGAUAUAUGCAGCCUUCCUUUGCAGUGCUGCUGUAUUUGCAGUUGGUCAUAACAACACAAUGCAGGAGUCUUUCUCAUGGAAAAUGAUUGAUGCUGCCAUUUCAGCUUAUCUACCUCUUGCUUUGUGCACUUAAAGCUGUCAGCUCAGACAAAUGUGGUUUAACCUGCUGCUGUUUGUGAUAUAGGUCUUGUGGAUGCGUUCCUAACAAAAAGAAGCCCAGGAAAACAAAGCAAGUAAUCAAAGCAAUACGUCCAAGUGCACUGUCACCUCAACGUUCAGAAAACAAACUCAUCUUUUUUCAAAAGUGACAUAUUCUAAGACUUAUGUGGUCUGUGCAAUUAAAAUAAUUAUCAGGAAUCUUUAGAAAAUUGAAUGUGAUAAAAAUCAUUGUUUUGUAACAUUUGAGAUAAAGCCAUAAUAAGUGAUAAAAAUCAUUGUUUAGUAACAUUUGAGUUAAAGCCAUAGUAAGUGACAAGCACUGAGCUGUGUAAUGUGUGGCAGACAUUUCCUUAAGAAAAAAACUUUGCACCUACAAAUAACUUGGAAUCAGUUUAAAGCUGCCAAUUAAAUGAAACUGAUGCCAACAUAGAUAUCAAGCAUUGCACUGUUUGCUUCAGAUGUUGAAUUCCUGGAGCAACAUUUAGAGUAGUUUGUAUACAGCAAAAGGAGCCUUUCUGUUAUUAGUUCCCACUAAACAGUUGAGAGCUUGAUCAUAAAAUAGGGGGGUUUUUUCUGCAUGCUGUGGAAGAAUUCAGUGUGAGGACUUUUCUCUUUUUCAGACUUGAAAACAAACAAAGAACCCCAGGAAAAUAAUUAGUUCAUUUAUGUAGAGAAGAAAGUGUUGUAAAUAUUAAAUGAACCAAAAUAUUAACAUUUUAAAAUUGUUCCUUUACCUUACAUUCAAGCAUUCACAAACAUCUUCUAAACAGCGUCCAUUUAAAAUUAUUUUUUCAUUUUCUUUUGAGUAUUUAAAGCUAAAACUUUCGAAAGCCUUACAUUGAACUUGUGUUCCAAAUGUCUUUAUGUGCAAAACCUGUUAGAUGUUAUAUCCUAGUCUUAACAUAGAUUAACUUCUCUGAAGUUAACUAACAUUGUAAACAUUAUUUGUUUAAAGGUAAUGUUUAUGGGUUAGCUGCCAUUAGAAUUUGCCAACAGGAUCAUGCUCUUAUUUAGUAAGAGCCAGUAUUUUAUCAUGCAAGUGCAUUAAAAAAUCUCCAGUUUCUUGGAGCCUCUCAUAUUUAGUGUCUACACUGACUUGCUUUAUGAUAUACUUUAUUCACUUCUGGCUAGGAAAAAUCACCCAAGACUCACGUGUGGGCGUUUUUUAUUUUGUUUUGUUUGUUGGUUGUUUUUUUGGUAGGUUGUUUUGCUAAUUGUCAGAAUAUCUCCCAAAUGGAUGUUCUCUGCUGCAGUCUUAGUUCUGGAGCACUCAGUCAGCAGUCCCCUUUUCUUUUCUAACUCAAAAACUGCAUACCAGAAUUGGUACUUCCUUCCAUGCUGCUGUGUUCAAUAACCCAUCACCGUCAGUUUUUCUUAAAGUUUAAACAAAUGCAUUCCAAACUAUAUUCUCUUUCCCUAGAUUUCUCUUUUUUUUUGAGAAUUUCCCCUCAUUGUUGAGAAUCCUUCUUUUCAUAAGAAUAAAUUACAGCUAAAGAUUUAUCAGCAAGAGGUUAUUACAGUUUUAGUUCCCUUCAAAGCAGACAAUACAUUUGUGAUUGGAGUAAAAGCUUAAGGAAAGACAAGUUAUAUUUCCAUCAGUUCUUGCCUAGUUCCCUCAUUAACAGUUCUGGUUUUAACACAGUUCUUUCCACCAUGAGGUGCAGUCUCAUCCUGUGUUGCACUGUAUUUCUGGGUUUGACUUAGUGUUCCCAGCUGGAGGAAACACUCCUUUAAUCCACCUUGAAUUGCAGGCUCUGAAAUGAGUUUUGUAUUCUAUCCUGAUUUGCAUGGUACUCUGAAAACAGUAGAAGAAAAAGUUGGAAGAAUUUUAAAGAAGCAAUAAAUAAUUAGUUGUUUUUAAAAGCUGAGGAUUAGACUUGCAAUUCUGUUUAUUGAAAAAUUUAUUUUAAAUCAUUCUUCAACCAAUACUCAUACUUUUGUCUUCAGUUUCCUUAUUUUUCACAGAAUUUCAGUUCUUUGUCUUCCAAAUACAUUUUUCUGUUUAUUACUAUUUUUGUUUUAUUUAAUGUAAUCUUUCUUUUUCAAAGUGUGUGUUUUACAUUUGUUUUGUGCAUGUUGCUAAAGGAGGAACAUGAACUCAUCCCCCGUUUCCAGUCUCUAAAUUCAAUUUAAUGCCUUUGUUCACUAACAUCCACCUAAAUUUUAUGGAGAAGACUGUUAUGUAUCUGAAAAAAAAUCAGAAGUAAAUGCUACCAAUUUCAAUGGUUAAAGCUGUGUAAGUGGAAUACUCAAGGCUGAUUUUUCAGAGUCAUCUAUGUAGCUUGAUGCAAAGUAGUUUGUUAUUACUUUGUGUUGGAAUUGUACGUUUUCCUGAUGUUUACUUUGUUUUCUUGUGGUUGUUGUGUGCAAACGCUUACUUUGCAAAGCUAAAAUUCCUGACCUUCAGUAGGCACUGUAAAUGAACAACUGAUUCUCCAGUUAUCCUUGUUGUUGGUUGUCUGUAAGAGUGAUUGGUUGCUUUACAAGAAGAGAUGUUCUUCAGUAUGUGCAUGCAAAAAUAACCCUUUGGUACAAUGUAGAGAGGUGUAAAAAGGUGCACAUCCAUAGCUGUCCUUCAAGGCUGGAGGCCUCUUGGAUGGAAACCAGUACUGGUAAUGAGUACUUUUUGUGGUACAAAAUUAUUGCAGCUUCUACAAGAUUUAGAGGCACACUGUCUGUGUAGAUAUGUGUAUAUAUUUUUUUCUAUAGUAAGUUAAUGUAUAAUAUUCAUAUUCAAAUGUAAACUCCUUGUUCUUUUAAAGUAGCAGUCUGUUUUGUGGCUGUGGGGCUCAUGGGGAGAAAUGCAAGAGCUCUUUCAGGGCAGUGGAUUUUCAGGAUGAUGGAGAACAAGUAGGACAGCUCCAGGGAGACAGAUGGCAGAAGUUGCUGAAAAGCAAGGAUCCUGCUGGGAGGGCUGGUGGGGGCUGUGCUUGGGGGGCUUUGGGGUUGAGAGCCCAAAGGCUCAGUGCAGUUCCUGAGUCUAUCCAUAGUCCUCUCGACGCCAGUAGUGGAUAGUGUGAGUUCGUGGUAGGAAUUUAAAGGUAUGGAAGUAAAGGAAAAAGCCUGCCCUGCUCUUACAAACAGAAAAGCUGCUUGGGUUUUGGUGAGCACCAGAGGCAGAUAAAUGACUCCCCAUAGUCUGAGGUGCCCAUUCUUAGCUUCUAAUAUAAAAAAGAAACACCUCUUGGAGCUUCAGCCCAGGGCUGUAGACCCUUUUUCUUUACCUGUUACCAAGGAGAACAAACCUUUUCUUCCCAGCUGGAUUCAUCUGCUGCUUUCCUCAUCCCACUGAGUGCAGUGGGAUCUGUAUCUGCCAAAGUAUCUCUUUCUUCACACCUACUAAGGCUUCCACAGAAACCUCAGGCCCUCAGGCUCUCCAGUUCUCAGUGUUCCAUGGGAAGGAGCUGCUGAGUUCACUGCACAGGUAAACACUGGUGAGCUUUGCCCCAUCAGUUUUUCUCUCUCCUUCCCUACGAUUGUAAGUACAUAUGCUCCUUUAAAUUUCAUUACGUUUUUUUUUACUUGCUUAGGGGUUUAUCAUCCUUACUGGGAUGAAUAUGUAGGAGCCCCGUUUCACAGACAUUUGUAGCAACUGAAAAGAUUUGAUAAAACAAGGAGGAAAGGAUGGUUUAUCUGCCAGCUGUUAGGGCUGGCCUCUCUCAUACCACUUGAAUUCUGAUUUGGCUGUGGAUAGUAGCUGCCUGUUGUCUGUUGGCAAAAGUGCAGUUUUCUCCCUUAAGCCUGUUCAAGCAGAUACGUUCUCAGAUGUUUUGGUAGGAAGAAUCUGUUCCAUUAGGGAUAGAAAGUGUGAUAUAGCUGAGGAAAAGUUACUGCUCGUCAUGGGUCCCUGAUGAGGAAAUCAUCUUUGAUCUACCUUGCCUUUCUGAACAAAGCUUCCAUAGGAAUAGACUUCAGAGCCUAUCCCAUCAGUAACAAUUACCUUCUCCCAGCACCAAUGCACCUCAUUAAUGAAUGAAGCCUUGUGUAAAACAGAUGGUGUUGAUUUUUUAGGUCAGAAGCUAUCCAGCUGGUCUAUCCAACAACAGCAGCUAAGGUAUGAUUUGUGGGGGAAGAAGGGGGGAGAGUAAAUAACAGGAGUGUAUGUGCAUGCUUUUUUUUUUUUUUCCAAUAUGAACACUUGCAUCUUGGUAUCCCAUUCCAUUUCUGAUGCACAUGACAAAUGACAUGUUUAUUUUCUGAAGGGAUUUGAAGUGUUUUCUGAAGAUUCUUCAAAAGAGCAUAAAUAGUACUGCUGUAUCAUAAAAACUACUUGUACAUGUUUGUCAACUAGGACCCCAUCCAGUUCUUGUACAGAAGGGGUUUAAAAGCAUGGAAAGCUUUACGAGGACAAAUACCAAGUGUUCUUGUCCUAAGGAGUCUUCCCUGGACAGGAAAAUAGGAGCCUGUGGGAGUAAUUCUCAUCAGUGGUAUGUUAGCCUCUGAUAGACAAAAGAAACCUGGCAAAAAGCAUGUAUAUGAUAGCCUCUUAUGCAAGUUACCUUUGGAUACGUAAUAGUUUUCAUAUAUAGAUGUAUGUACCUUGAAAUAAAAUGAAAUUGUUGUUUGCACGCAGUUCUUUAAGACUGUUUUAAUUACACUUAUCUGUGGUUAAAUGCUGCAGAUAUUUUAGGGCACAUGUAAUCUGAUCUUUCAAUGUGGAUAAUUGGAAUUCAUGUUUUUACUACAACCAUCCUUCUCUGCAGCACAGCUCAGUUGUCAUUUGGCAUGUACUGGCUUCUGUUAAUGACAUUCUGCCUGUUUAAACAAGAGCAUUCUGUUCUAAGUAAAUUAAAUUUCUCACUCUUCCUGAUCUUUUUUCUAAUAGGAAUUGAUAAGGCUCAUCAUGAAAAUGUGUUUAUAAUAUAGUGCUUUCAUAACAGUUGAUUUCUGGGUCCUCACUAGGAAGGAACUAGAGACCAAAAGCUUACAUACUAUUGGAUCUGCCAUUUGGACAUUUGUACUUGGAUUUCUAUAGCAGGACAGUGUCAGUACAGCAUCAACUGCCACUAAAAUACUGUAAAAAUUUCAACUUGGUCAAAUGUUGACAGUUCAGUGGCUCCAGGAAAGAUCAUCAAAAUACUUCUGCUCUUUGGAGAACAGUUUCUGUCUGUAGAUACUAACUGAAACAUAAUUAGGUGUGGUAAUCAAAUGGCAGUAGGAGAGCCAGGAACAGCGAGGUGUGUGAUGGCAGAUCAGUGACAGAGGGAGACGUCCAGUCCCCGUGUCCUUGUGCCAGACUAACAUUCUCUGUGCUAGUCCUUAAAGCUGCCUUCAGAAGCAGUGGUUGUCUUUGUGUGCUGACAUAGCUGUUCUUUCUGCUUGCCUACUCAAGAAGUCCUACAAGCCUUCAAGGGACAUGGAGAGCAUGAAGGUGUGUAAGAUCUUAUGAGAGGACCUGCAGGAAUGAAACAGAGGAGAUUAAAGUUUGAUGACAUGACUCCUAUGUAAUGCACAUUCUUUGGUGGGAGGAAGAGGAUUUUCCAGUAGAGAAUAAAAGUAAAUCUUCCUUUCCAGAAUAUUAGUAUUAUUGCUAACUCUCUCUGGUCUGUUUGACAAGAUGCCUAGUGUUUGGACAGAUCUCAAUGUUUUUAUGAGUGUGUCCCAAAAUUUUAAUGAAUACUCAUUCAUACAUUGCCAUCUUUGCAUGUCAUACUGAAACUGUUGGCCAGUGGCACUUCCCAAUCUUUUUAUUGUCUCUCUGCAUUUUUGUAAAGUAAAUGAAAGAUUGUUUUAUAAAGAAACAGGAAACAGCUUUCAGAUAUGUACUUUUUACAGGGUAAGCUUUAACUUUAAAAUGUUGUAUAUUUCUAACCCUUUAAUAACCUAAAAUAACCAAAGCCUUUUAACUUUUUUUUCUUUUUAUCCAGAACAUGAAGCAUUCCAAACUAGCCCUCAAAACCACCAUGCUCAGAGCCCGAAAGGAUCACUUACCUCUGAGAGUACUCCAGAUAACUGUCAAGAGACCAGAGCAGAGAACAGAAGAGGAAGAGAAGUUUUCAAAAAGCUGCUUGCAGGAGAUAGAAAGCUCUCGAAGUUUCAGCUGAAGAUUGCAAUUUCUUAUGGCUAAAAUGACUCACUUUACAUGUGCACUAGUUAUCUUCUGAAUGCAGACUGGUCUGAUAACUCCAUGUUUUUGGCUGUUGACAAAGCUGUUACCACUUCUGAGGUAUUCUGUACAUGGAAGGAGAUGGAGGAAGUGGGAACCUUCUUGACCUUACUUCUACUGAGAACAGAUGAUCUGUGGAAAGAGGGUUUUACCAGUUUAAAAUCAAUAUCCUCACAAUAAUUUGGUGGGUGUACAGGUUUUUCAUAUCAGGUGCUAGUCCGUGUCUAACUUUGUACAUAAUACAAGCCAUAAACUGACCUCUCACUGGCCUAGCCAUAUUUUUUGUUGUCUCCUACCACUGUACUCAUUGUUUUUUGGAAGCAGGGAAAUUGUUUUAACACGUUUUCAGUUGCCUCUUUUUCAUACCCAGAGCAGCACAGAAACUAAUUUCUCAUUUUAAAAAACUUCUCUACCCUCAGUUUCCCAUGUUUUGGGGUUUUGUCUUUGCUUUAUUGUGCUGGAGUUUGAUUGCUUACAUGACUGAAAUGUAAGAUAUCAUUGCAUUUUGCUCAAGGAGUGGGAAAUACUGGGGUGAGCUCCACUGCCCCCUUCACUCCUCUGAGGAAGCACCUGCCACAGGUUCUGCUCCUGCUCCUGCAUCUCCACACAGGCCAGCCCAGAUGCAGAACUGUGCUGAUGACAGCAGUGCCUUGCACUUUGUGUACCAGCACGUUAUCAGUAGAGUUAUUGCUGUGAAUCCAGAUCAGUCUGUGGGUCUGCCCCACUUGUCCUCACAAAUGACACUUUGGGCACAACGUAAAAGAGGGCACAGGAGAUGGCCAGGAAGUUCUUAAUGCUCAGCUUUUACUUUGUGCUUCCAUAUUGAGUUCAGGUGCCCUGGUGUGGAUGGCCCUGUGCUGGUUCCAGGCAGCUCUGCAGUGGACCCGCCACAGGACACAGCUGAGCACAUGGGUGAAGCUGGGGCACCUCUGCAGAGGGGUCUGUAGGAAAGGGCAAAAUGCUGUGUGGCAGAGAGGAGUGAGGAAAAGGGUGAAACAGUCCUCUGAGCACUCAGAUCAGAGGAGAGGGAGCAAUUGCUUCAGGUGCUGGAGCAGGUGCUUUCCCUGCAGACCACAGAGGAUCACGUGCCAGAGCAGGUGCAGAUUUUUCUGAAGGAACUGCAGUCCAUGGAGAGGAGGCAUGCCAGAGCAGGCUUCUGCUGGAGGACUGCAGCCUGGUGAGAGGACCCAUGAUGGAGCAACAGAAAGAAGCUGUUACAGACUGACUGCAACGCCCAUAUUCCACUUUGCCCUGUGCUGCCUUGGACAACAGGAGACAGAGAAGUUGGGGGUUCAAAGUGUGAAGCUGAGUCUGAGGAAAGAGGGCAACAGGAAGGGAAUGUGCUGUUUUAAUUUGCUGUUGUUUCUCAGUGAUUUAAUCUGUUUUAAUUUGCAAUAAAUUAAAUUAACUUUCCUCAUAUUGAUUCAAAUAUUAAAAUUUACAUCUGGACACAAG